UCGGGUGUACGGCCGCCCCGGAAGUGACGCGCUGUGCUGCCUGCCUUGCGGAAGUGGAGAUGGCGGAGCUGUACGUGAAGCCGGGCAACAAGGAGCGUGGCUGGAACGACCCGCCGCAGUUCUCUUACGGGCUGCAGGCACUGGCUGGGGGACCCAAGCGCACGCCGCUCACCAAGAGGGUCGCCGCUCCCCAGGAUGGCUCCCCCAGAGUCCCCACCUCACAGACUUCUCCUGGGCCUCCCCCAGUGGGGCCUCCACCUCCUUCAAAUAAGGCUUCCAGGCCCCCACCUGCGGGAAGUCAUCCUGCCUCCAGUGUGGGGCCAACCAAUUUCCCAGUCAUCGAAUCUGAAACUCUUCUGGAAGAUGUGGUCAAACCUUUGGAAGAGGCACUGGAGGACUGCCGUGGCCACACAAAGAAGCAAGUAUGUGAUGACAUCAGCCGCCGCCUGGGUCUGCUGCGGGAACAGUGGGCUGGAGGGAAGCUGUCAGUGCCUGUGAAGAAGAGGAUGGCCCUGCUGGUGCAAGAGCUUUCAAGUCACCAGUGGGAUGCAGCAGAUGACAUCCACCGCUCACUCAUGGUUGACCAUGUGACUGAGGUCAGUCAGUGGAUGGUGGGAGUUAAAAGAUUAAUUGCAGAAAAGAAGAAUCUGUCUUCAGAGGAACAGUCCAGUGAAGAGAAAUCUACAGCCACAGCUGAGGAGAACCAGACGGUACCAGGCGUCCAAGAGGUUCCAUAAUCCCGUGGGAUCCCGACUCACACCAUUUCCUAUGCCUUGGCCUUCUCUCACCUGGCUCCCUCUUACCAUUUGGGAGACUGUCUGCCUCCUUGGGAUCCUUUGCCUGAUCUACCCAUCUCUGGGGGAAGAGGUGUCAGCCACCUGGGCCACAGGGAAGUCACCUGUUACCCAUAACCUAUCAUUUCAAUAAAAACAUCUUAAUAGUG
Molecule: messenger RNA, 943 nt
Organism: Neomonachus schauinslandi (Hawaiian monk seal)
Lineage: Eukaryota; Metazoa; Chordata; Mammalia; Carnivora; Phocidae
Gene: SRA1
Product: steroid receptor RNA activator 1
Exons: 5
Coding region: 60-737 (225 amino acids)
Biological process (GO): regulation of transcription by RNA polymerase II
Cellular component (GO): nucleus
Source: RefSeq, a predicted model, not a curated record